Molecule: messenger RNA, 1578 nt
Organism: Orbicella faveolata
Lineage: Eukaryota; Metazoa; Cnidaria; Anthozoa; Scleractinia; Merulinidae
Product: QRFP-like peptide receptor
Biological process (GO): G protein-coupled receptor signaling pathway
Cellular component (GO): membrane
Molecular function (GO): G protein-coupled receptor activity
Source: RefSeq, a predicted model, not a curated record
GUUACAGAGGCGCCAAGAGGAAAGGGGUGUCAUGUGACGUGCGUGGCAUCAUGUGACGUCACUUACCAACAAAAACACUUCACUAACCUUGUAGAGAACAGCGUGAACUAUUUACUGAACGAACUUAGAUGUGUCGUAAGGUGGAUCGCUAAAGCUUCAAGGUAAAUUAAUUCUUCAGUCAUCCCAGGAAAACGAUUUGCUAUACCUGUUCGAGUCCGCAAAGUACGCAAGAACAAGAAACAUGGACACCUCCACUCACGUCAGUUCCAAUGGAAGUCCGUCUUGCCCGAGCGGUGUUUCUGUGUUCUUCACAACAGCCAUGGCUGUGAUAAGCUUAGCAGCGUUUAUUGGAAACAUUCUGGUUAUUGCUGCGGUGUACAAAACGCCAAGCCUCAAAACAAGCGCCAAUUACUACUAUGUGAACAUGGCGGUCUCAGACUUUCUUUCCAGCCUUACCACCUGGCCUCUGUACCUUACUAACGAGAUUAUAACAAGCCGGGGAAGUCUCAUACAAGGUCCUCUGGCAACUGUUGGAUGCAAAGUGGGAGUAUUUUUCAGAGUGGUAUCCAUUACGGUCUCCAUACUAAGCCUGGUGUUGAUCGCUGUCGACAGAUUCGUGGCUAUUUUAUUUCCAUUGAAAGCCACGCUCAUUACACGAAAAAUGAGGGCUGCUCUACUGCUCACAACGUGGUUUGUGUCGAUAGCUUAUUGCAUUCCCAUGGGCUACUAUUUCAGAGCGGAAAAAGUUGGUCAAGAAACAUACUGCAAAUUUGCGUGGAAUGACUCUGCACUCAUGAUUUACUACAUUACGGGCCUGGUCUUGUUCCAGCUAUUACCAUUACUUGCAAUCAUCAUUCUUUAUUCCCGUAUCAUGAGUGCAUUGAGGCAGAGGUCAAACGCAGAAUACACUGCUAGGUGCGGAUGUAAUAACCAACAAAACAGAUGUAAGCAGACCCAAAACUUCAUGAAGAUAUUCAGGUCAAUCGUUGUUGUGUUGUUCACCUGGUUUUCUCUUUUUACCCUGUAUUUGAUUCUGAAAAUCAUUUCCCCUGCACUUUUUAUCAACGACCGGUGCAAGUGGAUUUUAGGUUUUACCUAUUUUUUGAUUCCAUCUCUUGGCAUAGCAAUCAAUCCGGUAAUUUUAUUCACAUAUAGCACUAAUUUUCGCCAAGCUCUGCCUAGGCUGUUGCCGUUUUCUUUCAGACAAUCCCGUUCAAGUUGCACAGUGACAGCCACGUCACGGCGGCCAAAACUUAUCCAACUACAUUUUAGAGAAAUUUAAACAGAGGUCGGGUUAAAUAUGAGGUUAUUUUAUUAAGGUCAAGUUGCUGGCAUACUGUUGUCAGGUGAGUUGAGAAAUCAUGGAAAUCAAGAUAGCUCUAUCGCUCCCGUUCAAGAAAACUAAGGAUAUGUGCGCUUUAUAAAUACGAUUAUUAUUAUUAAUAUUUAUUCAGAUAGCCAAUCGCAGCGAAGAUUAGCUUCAUCUCAGCCUGCGCGCAAAGCUUGUCAUUAAACAGUCAGCAUCUGGUUAAAAACUGGAUCAUUGAAUAAUCCAAUUCAAGAGUUUUCAUUGGCAGA